ACUUAGGGGCAGGGUUAUGAUUUCGGAGUAUGAAAAUAUGAUUUCGGAGAAAUGUCGAUCCGCGCAUGCGUAAAGCAGGUCAAUGCCAAAAUCCUGUAGGAAAAAUAUAGUCGCGACUCCUUGUCGCACCCUGGAUGUACAUCAACGCACACGAGCCCGGUAUAUGCAAUUUCCACACAAACGUUAUUUGCCCAAUGAUUAUUUGGAGCUAGUUUUCUAUUACACAUCUUUUGUUUUGUCGCAAGUGACUAAACUUAGAUGAACUCUCAAAGAAACAAUUGGCUUGAUCGUUUUCCUUCCCUGUCACGUGGUUGCUAAGAAAUCUGCAGGCUAAGGCUGGUGGCCUCGUUCACUUUUUGUCGUGUUUAAAAUCAGUUGCUCCCUGUCACAUCGAUAUGGCACGCAGGUCAACUACCAGCCGUAUAGAAUUCACGCAUGAACUUGACGAAACAACUGAAGUUUGGCAAGACUGCGGAACAGAAGAGAGUCGGGGAAAGCAAGUCCAAGGGCUUAAAGAAAGGAGUCAUUGUCACAAAUGGCCAGAUGAAUCGCGUCUGGACAAGAAAGCAAGAAAGCGGCUGCUCAUCGCUAGCUUCCUUUGUCUCAUCUUCAUGGUCGGGGAGCUCGUUGGUGGCUACUUUGCGCACAGUCUGGCUGUGAUGUCCGAUGCUGCUCACCUGCUGACCGAUUUCGCCAGCUUCAUGAUUGGUCUAAUGGCUUUGCAUCUUUCGAGUCGACCGUCUACAGCGCGAUUCAAUUUCGGCUGGUACAGAGCAGAAGUUCUUGGUGCACUGUUGUCCAUUAUAAUGUUAUGGACAAUAGCUGCUGUGCUGGUGUAUUCCGGUGUUCAGCGCAUACAAAAUGAAAACUACAAAAUUGAUGCCACGAUCAUGCUGAUUACGUCUGUUACUGGUGUUGUUUACAAUAUCAUUAUGGCUAUAUCUUUACAUCAGCACGAUCAUGGACAUGGCCACAGUCACAGUCACAGCAGUUCACAACGUGAGAGGUCCAUGUCCACCACCUCUCUAUUAUCACCAGAUAAUGGCUACGCCAUUGGUGACCACUAUGGCAGCAUGACAAGAACAGAAAAUAACCAUACCCAGGUACCAUCGAGCCAAAGUCCCAAAAAAACUUCGAACAUAAAUGUCAGAGCUGCUUUCAUCCAUGUCUUGGGCGAUCUGUGCCAAAGUGUGGGAGUCCUAGUGGCUGCUAUCAUUAUCUAUUUUAAGCCUGAAUGGAAGAUAGCAGACCCCAUCUGUACGUUCCUGUUUUCCAUUUUUGUCCUCGUUACUACUUUGAACAUUUUGCGCGACAUCACAUUGAUACUCAUGGAGGGAACCCCACGGAGCAUAAGGUUCGAAGAAGUGAGGCAUGCCUUACUAAACCUAGAAGGUGUCCAAGAUUUACAUGAUUUAAGGGUGUGGUCUCUCACCUUAAACAGGGCAGCUAUGUCUGUCCAUCUUGUCAUAAGAGAUGGGGUGAGUCCUCUGCAGAUUGUGAAAACGGCUACCUUCCUGAUCCAAGACAAGUUUAACAUAAGCCAGACCACUAUUCAAGCAGAGGAGUAUGCACAGGAAAUGGAAAGGUGCGUCCAGUGCCAGGAACUUAGAAGUUAGAGGAGCAGAACGGCAGACAGCAGACUCCAACACCACACGCUUGUACAUGAGAGCCCAAGUUGAUUUUUCUCGGUUCAGACUCAGCUACUUCAUAACCACUAGCACUCCUCGCACCUUACAAUCUGUAUACAUUAUUGAUAAGGUCUGUUUGUGGUGCCUGAAAUGACAGUUGAUGUGACCGCCACGUCCGGCAGCAAAAACAUUAACAAGUCGGCGAAGGGUGGCAUCAUCGUUUGACAUCAUCUUUUUUUUUCUUUUUGUAGAUCUCUUUUAAGUUAAUUGUCUGUUGUUUUCUAAAUCUGUGAGUCCUACUCAUGUACUUUAUCUUUAUGUUGUUGAGUGUGCCUAGACAUAUCUCACCACUGUCUGUUAUCUAAUGUUCAGUUAUCAUUACUAGUCAGAGAAGUGCGACCUAUAUUGGUCGUGAUACCGUGCUAUACAAGUACAUGUAUACUUAUUAUUAUUAUUAUUAUUAUUAUUAUUAUUAUUAUUAUUUCCUCUUUCUUCCUUUUUUAUUCACAAUAAUGAAUGCAUCUGAAAACAUGUACAAAGUGAAUUUGCUUACAAAGCUUACAACGCUAAGAUUAUUGAGUCACUUGCUAAACAGCAUGAAUGAUUGUUAACUUUCUGAUGACAAGAGAAAAGGAAGUGUAUCCCAGUGACUCACAAGGAAAACUGUUACAAUAUAAAGACAUCGGCGGCAUUUAAAAAUUAAGAAGUUGAAAUAUUAGACCUGCUUACUGCUGCGGAUUUUCCAUGGCAGCUACAGGAUUUAGAUAGCUGACGACAGAAGUACAGCCGAGUGCUGAGAAUUACGGAUUUCCUGUAAUGAAAACCACGAUUGCUUGUACGUCGAUGAAAGUGCAGGAUGUACUAAACUUCCGAGAAUGAGCACGUGACCAGUUCUGGUAAGACAACUAGAGCCAUUGUAAUAGCGCACAAAAUGAUUCAAAAUUAAAUUUCUUGGAAAGUCA
Pomacea canaliculata is the source of this 2590-nucleotide messenger RNA. RefSeq names its product zinc transporter 2-like. NCBI's taxonomy places the organism in Eukaryota, Metazoa, Mollusca, Gastropoda, Architaenioglossa, Ampullariidae. The record is from RefSeq and is a predicted model, not a curated record. Gene Ontology annotation, cellular component: plasma membrane. Bases 396 to 1616 code for a protein of 406 amino acids. The transcript has 9 exons. Gene Ontology annotation, biological process: zinc ion transmembrane transport; response to zinc ion. Gene Ontology annotation, molecular function: zinc ion transmembrane transporter activity.